Spea bombifrons (plains spadefoot toad) is the source of this 1543-nucleotide messenger RNA. It is a transcript of the gene GCDH, whose product is annotated as glutaryl-CoA dehydrogenase. Bases 19 to 1452 code for a protein of 477 amino acids. Gene Ontology annotation, molecular function: flavin adenine dinucleotide binding; fatty-acyl-CoA binding; glutaryl-CoA dehydrogenase activity. Lineage: Eukaryota; Metazoa; Chordata; Amphibia; Anura; Pelobatidae. The record is from RefSeq and is a predicted model, not a curated record. Gene Ontology annotation, biological process: fatty-acyl-CoA biosynthetic process; fatty acid beta-oxidation using acyl-CoA dehydrogenase. Gene Ontology annotation, cellular component: mitochondrial inner membrane. The transcript is spliced from 12 exons.
UGGCGUCCGACACCAACCAUGACGCAAUCGACGUGCGACAGGAAGAUACUCCACCGCUGGGGGACGCCAGUGUUUGCUCAGUUUCUUAAUUCCAGGAGGCUGUGGGUGACUUACAUAAGCUCGUUCACCAUGUCGCUGUCCGGCACCAGCAUGCGCCUGCUGAACGCGGCCCGAUGGAGCCCCUGGGUGCGUGGACUGAGGGCGCAGAGUACGCUGGCCCAGCAGAAAGAUGUCAAGGCCCAGAACGAACAAAAAAGAGCAAAAUCUCGGGUGCAGUUUGAUUGGAAGGACGCUCUUUGUCUGGACUCCCAGCUGACGGAGGAAGAGAUCAUGAUCCGGGACAGCUUCCGAUCCUACUGCCAGGAGAAGCUGAUGCCGCGAAUCCUGCAAGCCAAUCGCCAGGAAGUGUUUGACCGGAAUAUCAUAUCUGAAAUGGGAGAACUCGGAGUCCUGGGAUCUACGAUCAAAGGAUACGGUUGUGCCGGGACUUCUUACGUGGCGUACGGCUUGCUGGCCCGGGAGGUGGAGAGGGUGGACAGCAGCUAUCGGUCGGUGAUGAGCGUCCAGUCAUCGCUGGUCAUGUAUCCAAUCAGCGCCUACGGGACAGAGGAGCAGAAGCAGAAAUAUCUCCCCAGGCUGGCGAGUGGAGAGUUGUUGGGCUGCUUUGGCCUCACAGAACCAAACCACGGCAGUGACCCAUCCGGAAUGGAGACCAAAGCGAGAUACAACCCGACCAGCAGGACUUACACGCUUAACGGAUCGAAAACAUGGAUCACGAAUUCCCCCAUUGCUGACCUCUGUGUGGUUUGGGCCGGCUGCGAGGACGGUAAGAUCAGGGGUUUCCUGAUAGAGAGAGGAACGAAGGGCCUGUCGACCCCCAAAAUAGAAGGCAAGUUCUCCCUGAGAGCGUCUGCCACGGGCAUGAUCCUGAUGGAGGAUGUGGAGAUACCGGAGGAAAACCUGCUGCCCCAUACUGCAGGGCUGUCGGGUCCCUUUGGCUGUCUGAACAAUGCUCGUUACGGGAUUGCGUGGGGAGCGCUGGGGGCCGCCGAGUUCUGUUUUCAUACAGCGAGGCAGUACACCAUGGACAGGGUGCAGUUUGGGGUCCCGCUCGCCAGGAACCAGCUGAUCCAGAAGAAAAUGGCAGAUAUGCUGACAGAAAUCUCCAUCGGCCUGCAGGCCUGCGUACAGCUCGGCCGCCUUAAAGACCAGGACAAAGCCACUCCAGAGAUGAUCUCGAUGCUGAAGAGGAACUCGUGCGGGAAGGCUCUAGAUGUCGCGCGGCAGGCAAGGGACAUGCUGGGGGGUAACGGCAUUUCCGACGAGUAUCACAUCAUCAGACACGUAAUGAAUUUGGAGGCGGUCAACACCUACGAAGGUACCCACGAUGUCCAUGCCUUAAUCCUCGGGAGAGCAAUCACAGGACUGCAAUCCUUCACCGUCCAGAAAUGAAUUUGGGAGUCCACGCAAAAAAUCCAUAAUAAGGGGACUUAUAUUCACAUACGGGCUGGCACAAUAAAGGGUUAAUGCGGCUGUGCUGAUA